AAGAGAAUACGAUAAUUUAUGCUUAGCAAUCAUUUAUCCUGCAUGUCAAUAUUACAUAAUAAUAAGGUUUAUAAAACACCCGACAGUUUAGCACGUACGCACUGACUCUUUGAAUCAGGUGAUUCACAGAUCGAUUCUUCCACUCAAAUGAUUCACCGACUGAAUGAUUCACAGACUCGAGAGUGUCAUCGGUUGUUUACUUCAUUAUAACAGUAUCUAGAUCAGAUAACAACGUGUCUUUAGACCAACCGCGUGUAACCGCUUCCAAAAAUAACAUAUUCAAUAUAUUAAUGUCUUUGAUUGAUUGUUAUUGUAGUCACAAGUAGUUUCGUUUGUACGUCAUUUAUCGUUCGGGCCUGUAUUGAAUGGAUUUCAGUUGGUUAGCUAUCAGCUAGCGCUAACAUCCAGCGCUCCUCAGAUUCACCCGAACAAAACAACAGUUAAAAAACAAACAAACCCGAAACAUGUCGUGUACAUGUGUUUCAGCGGCUAGAAAUAUCUUAAAUUCAGCUCAUAAAGGAAUAUCAGGAUCCAGAGUCCAGUUACUGUCACUGAGCCGACCGGCAGCUCACGAGGUUCGAGUGUCACGUCGUAUCCCUAUCAGGUCCUUCUCGGAGACAGCCGUGUAUUACGCUUCGAAAGAUGGGAUAAAAGAUGGAGAUGGUGGGAAGAAAUCUGUUGGUGACGGAAGUGGAAAAAGAACCAAUUCGAAUAACUCGGGCAAAGGAGGAAGUCAGCUGCGAUGCCCCAAAUGUGGAGAUCCUUGCACACACGUUGAAACAUUUGUUUCAUCAACCCGCUUUGUGAAAUGUGAAAAAUGUCACCACUUUUUUGUGGUGCUUUCUGAAACCGACACCAAGAAGAGCUUGAGUAAAGACCCGGAGUCGGCGGCGGAGGCCGUCAAGUUGGCUUUCCAGCAGAAACCCCCUCCACCACCUAAAAAGAUCUAUGCUUAUCUUGAUAAGUAUGUUGUGGGUCAGGAUCAUGCUAAGAAGGUUCUUUCAGUGGCCGUGUACAACCAUUACAAACGCAUCUACAACAACAUGCCGGCAGGCACCAGAACCCAGCAGAUGGAGGUGGAAAAACAGGCCUCUCUUACCCCUCGAGAGCUAGAGCUCAGACGACGAGAGGACGAAUACAGGUUUACAAAGCUUCUCCAGAUCGCUGGGAUCAGUCCUCAUGGAAACGCUUUGGGUGCCUCCAUGCAACAGCAGUUAAACCAGCAGACACCUCAAGAAAAGAGAGGAGGAGAAGUGCUGGACUCCACACACACUGACAUCAAACUAGAAAAGAGUAACAUUGUGCUACUGGGUCCCACCGGCUCCGGGAAAACCCUUCUGGCCCAAACGCUGGCCAAAUGCCUGGACGUUCCCUUUGCCAUCUGUGACUGUACCACUCUUACCCAGGCGGGAUAUGUGGGAGAGGACAUCGAGUCAGUCAUCGCAAAACUUUUACAGGACGCCAACUAUGUCGUUGAGAAAGCUCAGCAAGGCAUUGUGUUUUUGGAUGAAGUGGACAAGAUUGGCAGUGUUCCUGGCAUCCAUCAGUUGAGGGAUGUGGGAGGAGAAGGAGUGCAGCAGGGUUUGCUCAAACUCCUAGAAGGAACCAUUGUUAAUGUUCCUGAGAAAAACACAAGGAAGCUGAGAGGAGAAACUGUGCAAGUCGAUACCACCAACAUCCUGUUUGUAGCAUCUGGGGCAUUUAAUGGGCUUGACCGAAUCAUCAGCAGAAGAAAGAAUGAGAAGUACCUUGGAUUCGGAACGCCAUCUAACAUGGGAAAAGGCAGAAGGGCAGCAGCAGCGGCAGACCUUGCCAACAGCACAGGUGGUGAGAUGGAUGCUGUGGCCGAGAUCGAGGAGAAGGACAGGCUUCUGAAACAUGUGGAGGCUAGAGACCUCAUUGAGUUUGGCAUGAUCCCAGAGUUUGUUGGACGUCUUCCCGUUGUCGUUCCGCUGCACAGUCUGGAUGAGGAGACGCUCGUCCGAAUCCUCACGGAGCCCCGGAAUGCUGUCGUGCCUCAGUAUCAGGCUCUCUUCAGCAUGGACAAGUGUGAUCUGAAUGUGACACCUGAAGCCCUGAGAGCCAUCGCCAAAUUGGCUUUGGAACGUAAAACCGGUGCCCGUGGACUUAGAUCCAUAAUGGAAAAACUGCUGCUAGAUCCAAUGUUUGAAGUACCACAUUCUGAUAUUGUGGCUGUGGAGGUGACCCAGGAUGUGGUUAAGGGAAAAGCACAACCGCAAUACAUAAGAGCUGCAGCUAAAGAGUCCUCCGAGGAGGAGUAUGAUUCUGGGAUUGAAGAGGAAAAUUGGCCAAGACAAGUCGAUGCAGCUAAAAACUAAAGUCACCGAUCAUUUAGCCAGCUCAUCUUCUUCUAAGGGUCCAUUUCCAAGUCGAGUUACUCACUGUACGCCUGUGAUGAUUUGUUAGUCACUUUGGAAAAUUGUAAUCCUUAACACCCACUUCUACCUUCAUAGUAAUGAAUUAUGGCUUAGUGUUUGAAAGCAAGCGAAUGCCCCUGACACCAUGCCUCUUCGAGAGAGCUAAUCCUCGUGAAAUGUAAAAAAAAAACAUUUUAUUUUAUUCUUAAUAACUUGAUGAUGCAAGUGAUUUUUAUGAACUGUUUGAUUGUUUUGACAACAGAGAUGAAAGCUAAGGAGGGCUCAUUAACGUACAGUAAUAUAUUUUGACUUCAGAUACUUUAUGUCACACUUUACCCUGCUUGGAGUAGAAUUACACAUUUGGUCAUGCACUGGUUAUACUCGGCAGACAGUACUAUUAAUAGAUGUCCUAACUAAGGUUCAUCUCUAUGAACCUAAUCAAUCACUCAAUGACUGCAUAAAAUGUUUUCCAAUACUAAACAUUUUUUGUAGUUGAACCACAAUUACAACUAAAUCAUCUCAUUCUGCAGUAUUGUUGCUUAUAAGGUCUAUUCAAUUAAAUUAGGGUUCAUGUGAGUGAAUUUACAUAAAUUUGGCAUUUUUUUUCUUUGUUGUUUAGAUUGAAGCAAGGUUUUUUUCAUGUCCGGUUACGCUAUUAAACUCAAGCUGCUAUUGUGUUUAGGUUAAAAAAAAUCAGUAAAUGGGUUUAGAGGAUAUUUCAUGGACAUGUCUGUUAUAAUCUGAUGUCGGAUCGUUGUGUCAUAAUUUCCCUUAUUCACAAAACAGCCGAACAGUGGAUUGAUCUGUAUAGGCCAAUCGCAAAAGUGUAAAACAAGCGACUUCACUUGGAAACAGGUUCAGUGACAGUGCAGUGGCUUUCUGUACACAGUAAGCUAUUUACCAAUUCUCCUGGGUAAUUCAUGAACAACAUCUCACCAUGGAAAUAUGAAUAAUGUUCUCUUCUACUUAAAUUGUAAUAAAAGUGUGUAUUUUUUAUUGUUUGUUAGAGGGUAUAUUAAACUCAAAUUAAGUACAAA
This is a messenger RNA of Misgurnus anguillicaudatus (oriental weatherfish), 3415 nucleotides long. NCBI's taxonomy places the organism in Eukaryota, Metazoa, Chordata, Actinopteri, Cypriniformes, Cobitidae. The record is from RefSeq and is a predicted model, not a curated record.